AUGACAAUGAUGGCUACGUUAGCAUCGUCAACAUCGACGAUCUAUGAAAACAUUUCGGAUUCGCAAUCAGCUAAUCAUUUGGAGGAUUUGAAACUGGAAGACUCUGGAACGUACGAUGCCGAUUCAAGAAGCAAUUCCAAUGAAAAGAUCACCAGUAGCUCAGCAUCGCCUGAAUUGAGCUCUUCUCACCAAGAUGACGAGAAACACAUUUAUACGAAUAUCCGUGAAAUGGAUGAAUUAAAUAAUCGACCAUUCCCUCCAGUACCUGAUGUGACUGAUGUUCCACGUCGGAAUCUUAACAACGGAUGGAUGGAAUAUGAGACGGAAGCGGGCAGAACAUAUUUCUAUAAUUUCGAAACUGGAAAAAGUCAGUGGAUUCCCCCAAGGUUUAUACGGACGCCAGCGCAAGUUCAGGCAAUUUUGCAAGCGACUCGCACAGAAGUUGACGAAAACUUCUCAACAGAGUCAUCAAAGCACGAAGAUUCGCAUUCGACUGAAGACGAAUCUUCUCUUGACGUCUCGUCAUCAUCACGUACUGCACAAUCAGAAGACGCAUUGCUAGCGGAAAGCGCGACGACUUCGGAAAAGAGAGCAGUUCCUGAGCAUAACGAGCAGGACUUCAAAAACUCGCCGCCCGCGUCCACGUAUCAUCAUACCACAUCUAGUAGCGACGACACGACUAUGAUGUCGUCUUUCCAUGCACACAUGGGACCGGAUCCAUUAGGGAUGAGCCUAAAGCAGAACAGUUCCCGAAACCAUGUCACACAAGCUCCUGCAAAUGAGCGUUCUCAAUCAUUCAAUAAGAGAAAAUGCUCGUUGAAAAAUGUGCCGCUACCUCAGGUUCUCCCGUCAACAAGUUCUGGGAAUCUCUUUUAUGGCGAUAACGGAACACAUUCUCUGGACCGCGUCUAUCCGAAGCCAGAAAAGGAGCCAAUUAUUUAUGAUACUCCUUGUAAUCGCCGUGGAAGUAGCAGUGGAUGUGCAGAACCACGUGAAUCGGUGAAAACGAUUAAGUGUGGAAAUUUGGAGUUGGUGGAAUCUGCCGAGCAGAUCAAAUCCCGAAAACGCGACUGGAUGGUGAAUUUCAUGUACUUGACAUCAGCCCAUUUAAUACUUUACAAGGAUGAAAAGAGCGCGGAGAAACAUGGCAAUCACUAUGCAGCUCCGCGCGGUGUAUGCGAUCUAAAAGGUGCAAGCGUUAGUUGGCUUGUGAUGGAGAAGGAGAAGAGAAAGAGGAAAAUUAUACAGCUCGAGUUAAGCAAUGGCUGCCGCUAUUUGUUCCGAUCUGCGAACGAUUUUGAAACGAACGAGUGGUUUGAUGCUUUGAGAGAUGUGAUUGCGCGAUUACCCUCUGCUCCGCCAUGCUCGGGACUUCCUAUCCAACCGGCCGUAUUGGAUUCAUCAUGUGCGAUCGUCCGCAAUCCUUCUACGUUGUCGAACAGACCACAUUCGACGACAAUGCUGAACAAUCGACGCAUUACUCAUAGCUCUUCGUCACGCUCGGAUCAAAUGGCACAUUCUUCAAUUGAAUGCGGCGCGACAACUACUUCAGCCGGUGCAUCCGGAUGGAUAGUGGACGAGCCAAGACCGUCCAGAGAAUCUAUCCUAGAGAAGCUGAUAAGAUUCUUCCGAAAUCGACCAAGCGUUGAUUCGCUCAAGGAGAAGGGUAUUUACAAACAUGAACCCGUGUUUGGAAGCACAUUAUCAGCAAUCUGUCAGUUGGAGAACAGCUUUGUGCCGAAAUUUAUAAGAACGGUGACAGAGCUAAUAGAGAGUAGAGGACUAGAAAUCGAUGGUCUCUAUCGAGUAAGUGGAAACUUGUCUGCAGUGCAGCGGAUUCGAUGCCAAGUAGAUCAAGACAAGUAUAGCGCGCUGGUGAAUGAAGAGGACGUGCAUGUGCUGACAGGUGCACUGAAGCUGUUUUUUCGUGAAUUGGCUGAGCCAGUAUUCCCACUUUCUCUGACGAAGGACUAUUUGAGUGCUAUUAAGCUACAAAAUCCCAAACAACGAUUCAAACGAUUCGAUGAACUCCUCAAAAUGUUACCACCUGAAAACCGUGAAACCCUGAAGAUGCUGUUACGACAUUUGCAAAGGGUGGCGGCGCAUUCGGACAAAAACCGCAUGCAAACACAUAAUCUGGCGAUUAUGUUUGGUCCGACCUUAUUCAACAGUGGGGAUGAGAAGACGCCAGCGAAAAAGAAAGACGGCAGCAAGAAAAAGAGAGAUCAAAAGAAGGAGGAGGUGGUGCAGCCAGUACAAUCAAAUUCACACAUGGCAUUCAAUAUGAUCAUGCAAGGGCAAAUUGUGGAAUAUUUGCUAACGGAACAAGGAAAAUUCGAGGCAUUACAAGGCCCUGUACAGACGCAUCCACAUUAA
Molecule: messenger RNA, 2376 nt
Organism: Necator americanus (New World hookworm)
Lineage: Eukaryota; Metazoa; Nematoda; Chromadorea; Rhabditida; Ancylostomatidae
Exons: 19
Coding region: 1-2376 (791 amino acids)
Biological process (GO): signal transduction; regulation of GTPase activity
Cellular component (GO): cytoplasm
Molecular function (GO): protein binding
Source: RefSeq, a predicted model, not a curated record